This is a messenger RNA of Dipodomys spectabilis (banner-tailed kangaroo rat), 1910 nucleotides long. RefSeq names its product eukaryotic translation initiation factor 3 subunit D (gene Eif3d). Gene Ontology annotation, biological process: translational initiation. Lineage: Eukaryota; Metazoa; Chordata; Mammalia; Rodentia; Heteromyidae. The transcript is spliced from 15 exons. Gene Ontology annotation, molecular function: translation initiation factor activity. The record is from RefSeq and is a predicted model, not a curated record. Gene Ontology annotation, cellular component: eukaryotic translation initiation factor 3 complex; cytoplasm. Bases 131 to 1777 code for a protein of 548 amino acids.
UUACGGCGCCGCGGUGGGCGCGCGCGUUUCCUCUUUUCCCGGUUCCUCCCUGUGGGCCCGGCCGUGCUGUCUCCGGCCCCGAUAAUCUGUCGCCAUCCGGGCCGGCCGAGGCCAUCGCAGGUUUUAGAAGAUGGCGAAGUUCAUGACACCUGUGAUCCAGGAUAACCCCUCAGGCUGGGGUCCCUGCGCGGUUCCUGAGCAGUUUCGGGAUAUGCCCUACCAGCCCUUCAGCAAAGGAGACCGGCUAGGAAAGGUUGCAGACUGGACAGGUGCCACAUACCAAGAUAAGAGGUACACAAAUAAGUACUCCUCUCAGUUUGGCGGUGGAAGUCAGUAUGCUUAUUUCCAUGAGGAGGAUGAAACUAGCUUCCAGCUGGUGGAUACAGCACGCAUGCAGAAGACGGCCUACCAGCGGAACCGGAUGAGGUUUGCACAGCGGAACCUCCGCAGAGACAAAGAUCGGCGGAACAUGUUGCAAUUCAAUCUUCAGACAUUGCCUAAGAGUGCCAAGCAGAAAGAGAGAGAACGCAUUCGACUGCAGAAAAAGUUCCAGAAGCAAUUUGGAGUGAGGCAAAAAUGGGACCAAAAAUCACAGAAACCCCGAGACUCUUCAGUUGAGGUCCGUAGUGACUGGGAGGUGAAAGAGGAAAUGGAUUUUCCUCAGCUGAUGAAAAUGCGCUACUUGGAAGUUUCUGAGCCGCAGGAUAUUGAGUGUUGUGGGGCCUUGGAAUACUAUGACAAAGCCUUUGACCGCGUCACCACAAGGAGCGAGAAGCCCCUGCGGAGCAUCAAGCGCAUCUUCCACACCGUCACCACCACUGACGACCCUGUCAUCCGGAAGCUGGCCAAAACCCAGGGCAAUGUGUUCGCCACUGAUGCCAUCCUGGCCACGCUGAUGAGCUGCACCCGCUCUGUGUAUUCUUGGGACAUCGUCGUCCAGAGAGUCGGGUCCAAGCUCUUCUUUGACAAGAGGGACAACUCUGAUUUUGACCUCCUGACCGUGAGUGAGACAGCCAACGAGCCCCCUCAAGAUGAAGGUAAUUCCUUCAACUCGCCCCGCAACCUGGCCAUGGAGGCCACCUACAUCAAUCACAACUUCUCCCAGCAGUGCUUGAGAAUGGGGAAGGAAAGAUACAACUUCCCCAACCCAAACCCAUUUGUGGAGGAUGACAUGGAUAAGAAUGAGAUUGCCUCUGUUGCCUAUCGUUACCGCAGGUGGAAACUUGGAGACGACAUUGACCUCAUUGUCCGCUGUGAGCACGAUGGCGUCAUGACUGGGGCAAAUGGGGAAGUAUCCUUCAUCAACAUCAAGACUCUGAACGAGUGGGACUCCAGGCACUGCAAUGGUGUGGACUGGCGGCAGAAGCUGGACUCGCAGCGCGGGGCUGUCAUUGCCACUGAGCUGAAGAACAACAGCUACAAGCUGGCCCGGUGGACCUGCUGUGCUCUGCUGGCUGGAUCCGAGUACCUCAAGCUGGGUUACGUGUCUCGGUACCAUGUGAAGGACUCCUCGCGUCACGUCAUCCUGGGCACCCAGCAGUUCAAGCCCAAUGAGUUCGCCAGCCAGAUCAACCUGAGCGUGGAGAACGCCUGGGGCAUCCUGCGCUGUGUCAUCGACAUCUGCAUGAAGCUGGAGGAGGGCAAGUACCUCAUCCUCAAGGACCCCAACAAGCAGGUCAUCCGUGUCUACAGCCUGCCCGAUGGCACCUUCAGCUCAGAUGAAGACGAUGAGGAGGAGGAGGAGGAAGAAGAGGAAGAGGAAGAGGAAGAAACUUAGAGGAGACGGUGAGCAAGCUGGAGUUGAUCAUGCUACCGAGCCUAGGGGGCCUUGGCCUCAUCAAAUGUCUGCCUGGCUCCUGUCCUCUGGCAUGUGGCCGAUGGAAUAAAAUUAAGUCUGUUGAGUCUCUUCA